UACUAGUGAGGUAAGAAUAUUGCUGGCGAGACGCAAGUAAAGACAAAGAUAGAACACAUACCAAUCACAAUCUAUCAUGACGAAGAUCGUUUUUUCCCUCCGCGUUCUCCUCUGCACGGUGUCGCUGCAGUGCAGCCGUGUCUUGCAGCUGUUGAGCUGCCAUGAUUGCCUGUUGUCCACGUCCACUGUCUUGGCGCAGGGGCAAGCAGCGCACUUACACGACAAUUAUGCUGGGCCGAACAAAUUAGAAUCAUCUCCCCCUGCUCGUGUCGCCAAGAGGAAGCGAAAGAAAUCAAUCCGGGCCCUCGUCAUCUCCGAUAUUCACGACAAUAUCGAGCAAGUGGAGCGGUUGGUCGCUGCCGAAUGCAGCAAGACGGGCAAAAAAGCUGCGGCAGAUGUUGAACUUGGUUUUGAAAGAAAAACAAGCAACUUCUACGAUUACGUGUUUAUCCUGGGUGACUUUUGCCGCGUCAACCACCUCCCACCGGAUGAAAGUUCGGACGCUGAAUUUCAAAAAUGCGACGCGUUUACGGAGAAAGUGCUGAGUCAAUUCGCAACUCAGUGUACUACUAUAGGCAGAAAUUUUGAAGAACAAGAAGUAGGCAUGAGCGCAAAUAACAGCAGUAGCAUCGUGAUUGGUGUUUUUGGUCUAGAUGAGAGCAAAACUGCGAAACCCACCACGACCGAGCGCAACCCUCCACAACCCUCCGCAACCCACCGCAACCCUCCGCAACCCACCGCAACCCUCCGCAACCCUCCGCAACCCUCCGCAACCCUCCGCAACCCUCCGCAACCCUCCGCAACCCUCCGCAACCCUCCGCAACCAUCCGCAACCCUCCGCAACCCUCCGCCACCCUCCGCAACCCUCCGUAACCCUCCGCAACCCUCCGCAACCCUCCGCAACCCUUCGCAACCCUCCGCAACCCACCGCAACCCUCCGCAACCCUCCGCAACCCACCGCAACCCUCCGCAACCCUCCGCAACCCUCCGCAACCCUCCGCAACCCCCCGCAACCCUCCUCCCCCCGCUCCGCUGGUGUUUCCUUACUCCCCCCGCUUCUUAUGUGUGAUCUAUGUAUGUAGUAGCUUUGUUUUCUUUCUUUGGAAGAAUGAAAAAAAGUAUAAAGAAGAAGCCUCCCGCAACCCGCCCCCCCCGCUCCGCUGGUGUUUCCUUACUCCACCCGCCUCUUAUAUGUGAUCUGCUAUGUAUAUGGAGCUCUGUUUUCUUGUUUUGAAAGAAUGACAAAAAGUAUAAAGCAUGAGCCCGCUGCAACCCUCCUCCCACCGCUCCGCUGGUGUUUCCUUACCCCCCCCCGCUUGUUACAUGUGAUCUGUUCUGCUAUGUAGAAGGUUGGCUUUGCUUUCUUUUUUUGAAAGACAAAGAAGAAGAAAAAGUGUAAAGCGCAAAUUAUAUUACGAGGCUGCAGCGAUCGGCUGCGUUGGUUAUGGUUUCUGGAUCUACCCAGAUCGCUGCAGCCCCAUAGUAUCCUUGCUAUGUUGUAGACUUUUUUUCAUUCAGCAGCGUUGCUAUAUGCCUAGCGCGCCACAUAUAAGUAACAAGCGGAGGGGAGUAAGGAAACAUCAGAGGAGCGGGGGGAGGAGGGUUGCGGCGGGUUGCGUUGGUUUCUGGAUCUACCCAGAUCGCUGCAGCCUCAACAUUGGACGCCUAUGCUUUGCGCUUUUUUCAUUCUUAAAAAAAAAAAGGAAGCAGCGCGACUAUAUACAUAGCGCAUCACAGAGAACAAGGGGGAGGAGUAAGGAAACACCAGAAGAGCGGGGGGAGGGGGAUUGUGGUGUGUUGCGGGGGGUUGCGCUGGUUGCUGGGUCUACCCAGAUCGCGGCAGCCUCCUCGCUUCCUUAUGCUUUAUCCUUUUUUUUUAUGUAUUCUCUUAAAAAUAAAAACAAUGCCACUAUAUACAUAGCAGAUCACAUAGAUAUAGCAAGCGGAGAGAGUAAGGAAACACCAGGGGAGCGGGGGGAGGGGGGCUGCGGUGGGUUGUGGUGGCUUGCAAAUUUAUGGCGUGUAUUAUAGUACUACUUUAUCUUUUUUUAUUCAUUCUUUGAAAAAAAAUAAAAAACAAAGCCACUUUAUACCUAGCAGAUCACAUUAUAUUUAUUAUAACAAGCGGGGGGAGCAAGGAAACACCAGGGGAGCGGGGGGAGGAGGGUUGUGGUGGGUUGCGGUGGGUUGCGGAGGGUUGCGGUGGGUUGCGGAGGGUUGCGGAGGGUUGUGGUGGGUUGCGGUGGGUUGCGGUGGGUUGCGGAGGGUUGCGGUGGGUUGCGGUGGGUUGCGGCGGAUUGCAAAUUUAUGGGGUGUAUUGUAGUACUACUUUAUUUUUUUUAUUCUUUUCCAAAAAAAUAAAAAUCAAAGCUAUUACAUACGUAGCAGAUCACAUAUAACAAGCGGGGGGAGUAAGGAAACACCAGGGGAGCGGGGGGAGGAGAGUUGCGGAGGGUUGCGGAGGGUUGUGGAGGGUUGCGGAGGGUUGCGGUGGGUUGCGGUGGGCUGCGGUGGGUUGCGGUGGAUUGCAGAUUUAUGUGGUGUAUUGUAGUACUACUUUAUUUUUUUUAUUCUUUUCCAAAAAAAUAAAAAGCAAAGCUAUUACAUACGUAGCAGAUCACAUAUAACAAGCGGGGGGAGUAAGGAAACACCAGGGGAGCGGGGGGAGGAGAGUUGCGGUGGGUUGCGGAGGGUUGCGGUGGAUUGCAGAUUUAUGGCGUGUAUUAUAGUACUACUGUAUCUUUCUUUAUGUUAUAAUAUAAUACUAAUAUUAUAUAUCUAUAAUAUAAUACAAUACUAAUAUAUAUUAUAAUAAUAGUAAUAGUAGAAGAGUAGUAGUACUACUAUGCGUAUGCAUAUAUGCGGGGGGGGGAAGAGGUUCGCCCGCGCGCGGAGUUCGGUUUUUUUCCUUUUUUUUCAAAAUUGAGGAACCGGCCGGGGAUCCAAUUCGUUGCAGUUCUUGCACAAGUAGGAAAAAAAUGCAAAUCACGACGCUACUGCUGCUAUUUGCUCUCAUACCAAGUAGAAGAUCACCUUGUAGCACGAAAUGCAAUAGGCCCGGAAGAUGAUCUUCGACACGGUGCAACUUCGACUACACCUACGACCAGCGCUUCUUCAAGUAGCUCGAAAAAUAAUGCGCAGGACAAACAUCAUCAUAGAGUUCUCUAUAUUGCAGGAAAUCACGAUCGCAAGGAGAGAACGCCCUCUACCGUUGGAACGCCAGAAGGAACGGCACCAGGAUCGUUCCUCUCCACAUCAAUUAGUAGGAACCUCACCAACGGCCUCCAGCUCCUCGACACUGACCUCGCUGUCGCUGGCCUCGGUGGGUCCUCGUCGGGCGGCUAUCUACGGCAACGGUGGUACGAGCCGGCUUUACGGUCGGAAAAAGAGUACAAGGCCCAGAAAAAUGUCGAAAACGUUUGGCCGUUUGCCGCGCACCCCUGGACCAGCGACGAACAGUUUGGUUCGGCGUUGGAGAAGCUAUUGGCUCGUCAGUUUUGGACGCUGGAACACCAAAAACGACGCGAGGUGGUAAAAAUACAGCAUAAUCAUCAGGCAGAGGCAAAUAAUCGCAUAGCAGGAAACAAGAGUGAGGCUGUGGUCGCUGGCGAUGAACAAGAAACAGCGCUAGGAAUAUUAAAACAAGACGAAGACCAGGAGAACAUGCUGGAAACUUGCCGCAAGAAAAACGAAACAGCGCAAGAGCGUCUUCAGAGAAGUGCUUAUCUGCUGCAAGACUUCCAGAUGCAGCUGAUUCUCCUGACCCACACGGGUCCCCACGUAAGCUCUACCGCGGUCUAUACGCUGAACGAAACGCACGGAAUCCACGGGGGUAGUCCAGAAUUGACGCACGUUCUGAUGCGACACAGCAGUCGUGUGCUGGAUGGUCAUAAUGAUCCCCCACGAGCUGAACUUGAUCCUGAAGUAGACAGCAAUUACACAGGUGGCGCUGGAGCAAAUUUAGCUUCUUGUAAGGCGAAUAAAGGGGUGGUCGUGGAGGACCAUUCCGACAAAGACCUCGCCCCUUUUCAUCCAAAGCGAAUCCCUUUGUUGGCGAACAUUCAUGGGCACAUUCAUCCAGCGAACGGAAUGGACUCGACCUUUCCUAAUCACCUGAAAAUCAUAAAUCCCGGGCCCCUGUACCUCGGGAGCUAUGCCGAGGUGGUGUUUUCCAAACUUGUUAAUGCACAUGACAAGAAAUCUGGAGAUGAUGGAGUUGCAAUAGAAGAUGAUGAAGAAGACAAGAACGCCGACGUCCGUAUAACCGGCCGAACACCUGAGACAAACAAACCGUUUAAGCAAGUAUGGUUUUUAGACGAAGUGGCUUUCAAGAGUGCUGGAAUGUGACAAGAGCUGAAGCAGGCAGCUGCUGGGGCUAUGUGUUGAGCUUUUUAGGACUUGGUAACUAGACUGAGGUACCGCCCAUGCUGUUUGGUCUGAUGGAUGUUUACGCGCGUAAAGCGGUCUCGACGAAUUGGCUGGACAUACUGUGUGGCUCAGCCGCUGGAGGCGGCGAGUCGGUCGAGAACCUUACGCGGCCGCAGGUGACUGAGAUUGGCAUGACCGUAGUCACGCCGGGAGGGAUGCCGCACAGGCCUCCCGCCCCUAUUCUCUUGGUCUUUUUCUGCCCACCCUGACUCUGACCCCAUCUAGGGCCAGACAUGUCGCGGCCUCCAGUGAGGCGUCAGGAGUCUCUCUGUAUGGUCUUAGUCUUGCCACGGCACGUGCGCAUGCAUCCUAAUGACAACGUACCACCGCCCUUCCAAGAGUAUAGUCUAGCUCACAUCAGAGCCAAAGGCUAUGUGUGCUCUAGGGGUGAGGCCCACUGCCCGCCCCGCCACUUCUGAAGGACGCUCACGGUGCGUUUCAGCGUUAGGGUGUGCGCUCGCGCACCACCAAACGGCGACCCAACCCCCCCUCCGGGGGUGGGGGCCGCUGUAGGCAUCCAUCGGCCCGUGAACGGACGAAGACCAUACAGUAUGGGCAUUGGCACCUGCAUAAUAGUUACAGUAAAGCUGGCGUCCUCAUCUGCUCCGUCUAGUACAACUCUAAAUGUAGGCAUGCAGAUCAAAUCACCAUGUAGAUCUGAUGACACGACUGA
Messenger RNA from Amoebophrya sp. A120, 5101 nucleotides. The record is from the annotation of a GenBank genome assembly. Lineage: Eukaryota; Dinophyceae; Syndiniales; Amoebophryaceae.